AUGGGGAAGUUUGGUGGAAAGAAAUGCCGGUUGCUGUCAAUGCUAUGGUUAACUGGCACAUUUUUCUUUGUGGAGUUGAUUGUGGGCUAUGUGACCAACUCUAUGGCGCUGGUUGCUGACUCAUUUCAUAUGUUAAGUGAUGUUGCCGCCCUUGUGAUAGCCUUCCUAUCUGUCAAAAUGUCACCAAAGAAAUGGUCGAAGAAUACGUUUGGUUGGGCGCGAGCGGAAGUGCUGGGGGCUCUUGUGAAUGCUGUGUUCUUAGUGGCGCUGUGCUUCAGCAUUACAGUGGAAGCGAUGCAGCGGUUUAUAAAGAUUGAGAUCAUACACAACGCAAAGCUGCUGGUAGCCGUCGGGACGCUGGGACUUAUUCUGAACAUCGUCGGGCUUUUCCUAUUCCAUGAACACGGCAGCAGUCACGGGCACACGCACGGCGGUGUACCGCCUCCGUCCAAUGUGCGGCAUCUGACAGAGAUCGUGAACAGCAAUGCGGACAUGGCUCUGGGUCAUCAGGCGACCGAUAACGAGGAGACUGACGAGAUGGUCCCGCCCAGAAACGACAAAAUGGCCAACAACAACAAACAGGCAGCGGGCAGGGUCGCCAGCGAUCCCGGGCAUUUGAAUAUGAAAGGGGUGUUUCUUCAUGUGCUGUCUGAUGCUUUGGGUUCCUUAAUAGUGGUAGGAUCGGCGUUGGUUGUGUGGCUGACGGACUGGCAGUACAAAUACUACCUCGACCCGGCGCUCAGCAUAGUUCUAGUCAUCUUAAUCCUCGUGUCAGUGUGGCCUCUGUUGAGGGAGUCCGCGCUCAUUUUGUUGCAGACCGUACCCACACAUAUACAGGUGGAUGCGAUACAGAGGCGUCUGUUAGAGAAAGUCGACGGAGUGCUCGCCGUGCACGAGUUCCACGUGUGGCAGUUGGCCGGAGAUAGAAUAAUUGCUAGUGCACAUAUUAGAUGUAGAAACCUGUCAGAAUACAUGAAAAUUGCAGAAAAGGUGAAGGAGUUCUUCCACAACGAAGGCAUUCACUCCACGACCAUACAGCCCGAGUUUAUCGAGCUUCCUACAGACGGCAAUGAGGUAGCAAGCGGGACGUCAGCAGAUGCGCCUUGCGCGUUGCAUUGUCCGCCGAAUGACUUGUGUCAUAACGCAACUUGCUGUGGUCCCAAUCAACAGGAGCGCACGACACCUUCUCCGUCAGUCACACCAUACUUAUGUCGGCAGCGCAACAUGGGGUCUAGAACAGAAUCUAUGAACUCUAAUAUGGCGGCAGGAGGUCAAGGAGCGGCCACCACCAGAAAUUUAGAUGCACUUGAAUGCGGGUCCUUGCUACCGUCUCCAAUUGUGGACGGCCGUCUUUCGGUUUGA
Molecule: messenger RNA, 1362 nt
Organism: Parnassius apollo (apollo)
Lineage: Eukaryota; Metazoa; Arthropoda; Insecta; Lepidoptera; Papilionidae
Source: the annotation of a GenBank genome assembly